AAUUCCGAAAAAAACAAAAGAAGUUAUCUUCGAAAUCUAGAAAUAAAGGCCAAAAAGUGCGAAAAAUGAAAGGACAGAAAGUAAUGUUUAAAAAGAAAAAGAUGAAAAAAUUAUUAAAUGUAUAUAAAAUUAAAUGCCUUAAAUGAAAAAUCCUCCUUAAAUGUAAAAACCUGUAAAAAAUAAAGAGUUGAGUUAAAAAAUUAUUGAUGAAAUGGUUAUUUAAAAUAAUUUAAUUUAUAAAAUGUAAAAGUAAAUUGAAGAAGGUAGCAAAAAAGAAAAAUAAGAAUAAGAAAAAUUACGAAAAGAAAACAUUAAAUAACGUUUUGAGUAUUUGAAACUUUUACAUAGAAAAAAAUAUCUAAAAAGAUGAAAGUAAGAACAAAAAUGUUCAUUAAUAUAAUUGGGGUGUAGAUUAGUAACGUUUGAAUGAAAAAAGCUUGAAAAAUUUUAGCUAAUCUGCACAUAAAUCUAAAAGGAAAGAUCGUUUUUGCUAUUUGAAUAAUUUCUUUGGAGAAAAUGAAGAGAAAGUGGAAGGAAUAUUGCGUAAAAGGAAGAAUGAAUUUAAAGAAAUAAUAAAAUAAAAAAGAAAAAUAUAAUAUAGUUUUUAAAAAAAAAUGAAAAGGAAAAAUAAAAAUUAUGGAAAAUAUCAACUGGUGUGCAUGAUUUUUAAGAACAAAAAUAGAAUUCUGAAAAAAAAUAUUUUGAAAAAAAAAAAAACUUUCCGAAAAGAACAAUCAUUCGAAUUCUUAAAUGCAAAAUAUACUGAGAGAAGAAAAAAUAUUAUAAAGAGAAAAAGAGGCAAAAAAAAGGGAAUUAUAAAAAAAAAAAAAAAAAAAAUAAGAAAAAGAAGCUUUGAAAAUAAGCCUCCUUAUUUUGAAAGAAAAAUAGAUAGAACAAUUAAAAAAAUCAAAAAAAUUAAAUUUUUAAAAUUAAAAGGAAAUGAAUUUUGAUUUUUCAUCGAAUAAUAAUAGUAAUGAAAAUAAUUAAUCUUAAAUAGAAAAAUAGGUUUAUAAAAGAAUUUAUUUAACUUUGUUUAAGUAGUUGAUUAGAAAGCUUGUCUAAAAAAAAAGAUAAAAGUAAGAAUAAGAGUAUAUAUAAAGAAAAAAUUAAUUAUAGGAAAAUAAAAAUUAAAAAUAAAUAAAAAACGGAGAAAUUAAUCAAUAAUAAUACGAAGUAUUGAAAAAAAAGAAUGAACAAAAAUAAAAAUAAGUCCAAAAUAUUGUCAAUAAAAUGGAUAUUAAAUCCAUCUAAUGUAAAGAGAUUUCUUUAGAUGAUAAUGAUAAGAAAAUUUUACAAAUGAAAUAAAAUAAAGAACUUCUUUAAUAAUAAUUACCUGAAGAAUUCAUUGAAAAAAUAUUUUAAACAGCAGAAUUGGAAGAUUUGCCAAAAACAAUAAUAAAAGAAAUGCAUUAAGAUGAACCUUAUUAUAACCCAGAAAAAAAAAGAAGCGAAUAAUAUAAAAAAACAGAAAGAGAAAUUCUAAAUUAAAUUUACAAAAAUAAUGAAAAACCUGUCAAAACAUAUUUUUUGGAAAGUAAACAUGGAAAUUCAAUCGAAAAAAAUAAAAAAAAAUAAAAAGAUACUAAAUGGAAAGAAAUUAAAGAAAUACAAUAAUAAGUUCCGAAGCCAAAUAAAAAAAAGAGCCCUUAAUAAAAGCCUCCUUUAGAAAUAAAAGAAAAAAAUUAAAAAAAUUAGAAAUUAAAAUAAUAAUACCUUAAUGAAUAUUCUAAAAUUUAAUUUGAAUAAGAAUAGUCUUAGGAAAAAGAUAAAAAAGAUAUUU
Ichthyophthirius multifiliis is the source of this 1780-nucleotide messenger RNA. RefSeq lists its product as hypothetical. NCBI's taxonomy places the organism in Eukaryota, Ciliophora, Oligohymenophorea, Hymenostomatida. Bases 615 to 950 code for a protein of 111 amino acids. The transcript is spliced from 2 exons. The record is from RefSeq and is a predicted model, not a curated record.